GCUUCAUACAGCCGCAUUCUCUUGUGCUUACAAUCACACCGAAGCCUGCAUCGCCACCACUGCAUUGGGUAGAGCUCUGCCCUUUCUAAAAAGCGUGCUUUAUUUUUCUUUCUCUAUUUUGCAGCUCAUGCGAGCAUCGCAAGAGCGAGAGCUUCCCCGCUUGACGAUAGCUAUUUGUUGGUUUCACCUGUUCGCGGCACCUCCGCUGACGUCACCCACACUUCCACCCCCCCCCCCGUCCUUCCCCGUGUAGUCCGUCGUUGUUUCAAUAAACUCCUCUGUCUGUUACUAUUGCCGCGGUCCAACGCGGCUGCUUCUUUGUUUUGCCGCCUUCCCGUGCGUUGUUUGUCUGUCACAAGUAAUCGUGCUCGCCACACACACACACACACACACACACCGCGUGCCCUCCCCGCUUUACCUUUCCUCGACCGUACGUAGGAAAGGAAGAAAACCCCGAGAAGUGGAGAGUGAGGGCGACGGCAGAGCGCAAUGGGCUUCGUCUUAUCGUCCGGGGCGGCGCUCCGUCCCACGCCGCCCCCUUCGCCAGAGCCCCCAAGCAACGGACGAACCCUCUUCCACGAAGCGCUUUUCCUCAACAGCCAAAACGCUCUGGGCACGCAGAACCUCAACCAGGUGGUGCGCUCUGUAUUCGAUGUCAUCUCAGCCGGUCCGCCAGCGGCAUUGCCGUCGCCACCGAAUCUGCGCUCCUCGUCUGGUCGGCGCGGCCCGCAAGUCUUUAUGUCGAGCAGUGGGAACGCGGACGCGUUGUUCUUAAUCGCCGCCCUCGGCCGCAUGACGGAGCUGCUGCGGCAGAUGGAGGAGCACGGGUCGCAGCGGCCGGCCGCGCCGGAGGUCGUCCGUUCUAUCGCACGGUGCCUCCUGACGGCGAGGCUGGCACGCGCGUUGAGCUCGCUGCGGCACUCACCGGACAACUCCAGCUGCACCAUCUGUUGCCGCACCUUCCAUGAGAUGUUGGCAGGCGAAGCCAUCCUGGCCGAGCGCGACGAGGAGGAGAGUCAGUCGAAGUCCAGCGCAGCCGUCGGCGGCCUGCCAGACGUGCUGCUCUUCCCGUGCCACCACGCCUUCUGCUCCACCUGUGCGGAGCAGUGGCUUACGCAGUCCGACUUGUGUCCCAACUGCCGGCAGUCCGUUACAGCAGUGAUGAAAGAGUCACCGCGUGGCGCAGUGCCGCAGUGGUGGCUGGACGCCACGCGCGAUGAUCCGUCGUCGUCGGAAGAGGCUGAAGAAAGCGCCCACACGGAUACGCAAUCGCAGUCGCAGCCGCAGGAGCAGUCGCAGUCGAAGCCGCAGCCGCAGGAGCAGGAGCACGAAGAGCAACAAGCCGACAGCGCGGCGGCCACGGUUGACGGCGAGAAGCAGGUAAAGCAGGAGGAUGAGACGGGCGACGACGACGACGGCAGCCAAUCUUCACGGAGGCAAACCGCCGAGUUACUGCCGUCUACCGCGGACGCCGGUGAUGGCACGUCGCCUGUGCUGAAAAGCACGCGCCUCCAGCCACGCCUCUUGUCGGCGAGUUACCGUGCGUUGAGGGCGGGUGAGGAGGAGGUGGCAGAGCGGCCGCAGCAGCGCCGCCUGAGUGGGAUGCCGCAAGGCGCGCGUACGCAGGGGCGGCGCUGGCAGAGCGACGCAGUGGCUGACCGAACGGACGGUGCGGGUGGCGUUGAGGCUCGCAACGCGGGGGUCAUGGCGCUAGGCGGAACCCCGUCAGCGUCAGAGACAGCGCUCGAGGGAUCACAGGAGGGAGACGCGUUUGUGGAGGAGGUGGGCCUUCCCAGCGCCGCACGAUGGAUGCCGCACACGCCGCCAUCUCCUCCCUCGUAA
Leptomonas pyrrhocoris is the source of this 1842-nucleotide messenger RNA. RefSeq lists its product as hypothetical. Bases 490 to 1842 code for a protein of 450 amino acids. The transcript has a single exon. The record is from RefSeq and is a predicted model, not a curated record. NCBI's taxonomy places the organism in Eukaryota, Euglenozoa, Kinetoplastea, Trypanosomatida, Trypanosomatidae.